Melitaea cinxia (Glanville fritillary) is the source of this 1389-nucleotide messenger RNA. Its product is annotated as Down syndrome cell adhesion molecule-like protein 1 homolog. The transcript has 7 exons. Gene Ontology annotation, biological process: cell-cell adhesion. NCBI's taxonomy places the organism in Eukaryota, Metazoa, Arthropoda, Insecta, Lepidoptera, Nymphalidae. The record is from RefSeq and is a predicted model, not a curated record. The coding region runs from base 174 to 1103 and encodes 309 amino acids. Gene Ontology annotation, molecular function: protein binding.
UGACUCUUAUCAAUGGAGUGAAGACGUUUGUUGUGAGAUUUGUUUCCUAUUAUUUCGCCUUCCGUCGUUUUAACUCUAUGUGAUGUAAAUAAACUAGUAAAAAAAAUCUUUUAUACUUCACGACUAGGUAGUGAUUGUGGAUUUUUUUAGAGUUUAGAUGGAGAAAUAGUAGAAUGUUUCUCAAACGUAUAUUAGUGCCUCUGUUCUGCCUUGGAAUAGAAGUUUCUCGGGUCCUGGGCGAGGAGGUGGAGAUUCGGCAAGUGGCCGCAGACAAGGGUACGAAUGUAACCAUUCCUUGUGGCGGUCUGCUGAAGCUGCCAACUAACGUCCAGUGGGUCUACAGAGGCAACAGAACUCACCAUGAAGUAUUGGGAGAUGGUAGCCUGCUCCUCAAAAAGGUCGGUGUCGAAGAUGAAGGGCUAUACGAGUGCAGUGUGGAGAAUGAAACCGCUUACGUUGAUAGAGUCAAUCUCACAGUCAGAACGGAACCUCCACCACUAGUCAACGUGACGGUACACGCGUCCACCAUCCUCGCUAUUAUCCUAUGGAACGUGGCAGGCGACGGUGGUCAUCCAAUCAUGGACUUCACCGCGCAGUAUCGAUCAGCAGCUCCCGUCAACGACAGCUUGGAACCCUGGCGGCCUAUCAGCCCUAAUCACAUCAGCCCGAACUCGAGACAAAUCGACGUUUACCACUUAGAACCGAACGCGUCGUAUUGGUUCAGAGUUUGGGCGAACAAUGUCUUGGGGCCCGGACCCCCGGUGGAGGUGCUCGCGACAACGCUGUACAGCGACCAGGAAGCAGAGCUGUACAAGCACUUCCUGGAGGGGGCAGAAACGUUCGACACUCGGACGUGGGUGGCGGCCGUCUGCGUAGUGAUGGGAACCCUGGCCGUGCUCGCGGCGGGCACGUGCGCCGUGCUCUGCCGGGAGUGGCGUCGCUCAGAAUACUCAGAGGAGCAGGACGUUAUGGAACUAGUGCCUAAUAUAAUUUUGAAUCCGGGAUUCAUGGAAUCCGAUCCCGUCCGACCCCGGGAAACGUACGCGGCGUCGAUCAUCAAGUCGACGGAGUGUCCAGGACCAGGGAAACCGAGGCGUGUCUGAUUCUCGUCUAUACUCAACCUUAGAAUAUUCUAUCUCACUGAUUCAGGCCUGUUAUCAUGAUUGUAAAGAUAAAAAUAAUAAGAGUCGGUAUGAAAUACGCGAGUUUCUAACACAGCUAUAAUUGAAAAAUGUUGCUUCUCUGCUCAAAUUAACUCAAUUGUCAGUUAGAUAGUGGCUUGUCGUUUGAUAAUUUACAAAAGAUCCCACAACUAUCAAAUCCCAAAAUUGCUUUUAACAUAUAUUAUAAAUGGUGAAAGAAAUAAUUCGUAUAUCAUAUGUCCGGGCA